This is a messenger RNA of Salmo salar (Atlantic salmon), 7095 nucleotides long. RefSeq names its product ankyrin repeat and LEM domain containing 1 (gene ankle1). NCBI's taxonomy places the organism in Eukaryota, Metazoa, Chordata, Actinopteri, Salmoniformes, Salmonidae. Gene Ontology annotation, biological process: resolution of meiotic recombination intermediates; double-strand break repair via homologous recombination. Gene Ontology annotation, cellular component: cytoplasm; nucleoplasm. Gene Ontology annotation, molecular function: DNA endonuclease activity; protein binding. The record is from RefSeq and is a predicted model, not a curated record.
GGAACUGUAAAAACAAAACUAUUGAAAUGUAGCCAUAGAUUUCAUAAUUGAUUACAUAAAGUGGCCUGUACUCUGGUCUCAUAUCCUUCCCUGAUCAAUAUCUAGCUAAAUAAAUAUUGACUGAUCAAUAUCUAGCUAAAUAAAUAUUGACUGAUCUAUAUCUAGUUAAAUGAAUACAUGGUGAAAGAAUAUUUAGGAAUAACUCCUAACUAACGAAACAAGGAAAGGAUUCCUGUUUACUUCAUUGAGAUGCACCCCAUAACCGAAAGGUUGCAAGAUGAAUCCCAGAGUUGACAAGGUAAAAGUCAUUGCCCCUGAACAAGGCAGUUAACCCGCUGUUCCUAGGCCGUCAUUGAAAAUAAGUAUUUGUUCUUAAUAACUGACUUGCCUCGUUAAAUAAAGGUUAAAUAAAACAUACCUGCUACCCAGUUUUGAUGGUAAAGUCUAAUUGGUCCGAAUGCUGACAGAUUAAACCAAUCAGUAUUAGUUGUAGGCGGGAUAUUGGACCUCUGUGCAAAAUAGGCUGAUACGGGGUCAUAGUGGAUAGUGAUGUGGGUUAGUGGGGGAAACCCAGAUGGGAAGAGUGAGCAAUGUGUUGAGGUACAGAUUGUGAAAGCAUGUCCUGUUAUAUUGCAGGCGGUAUACUGAGGAUAGGAGGACAUUUUUCUGGGAGAUGGCUGAGUUGGUUGUCACCACAUUUUCGCAUGUAACAAUUAUGGUCUCAAAUGACAGGCAUAACGAAAUAGCAAGGAAAUUGUUGUGGUUUCUAUCCUCCGGCCUGCAACUAGGAUUGUGAAGUUAUUAGCUAUUUAAAUGUGUAAUUCGCACUCCGACCUGAGAAAGGCAGCGAAACGCAGUGCUGCAUCGAGCCUGCCGGAAACGGACAAGAACAAUACGAGCUAGGCGGGGUUUAUCAACUUGGAGGGAACUUCAACACAAUAAACCGACAAAGGAAAUGCAAGAUGAAAUGUCUAUUUGUGUUUAUCAAAAUUGCAAUACAUAAAUAAAUAGACGAAGCCGAUCAAUCUCAAUUAAAUUGCUUAUAGUUCGGUAGUAAAGGUAAUGGCUUUGAUGACCAGACGACAUAUUACAAAAGUACGCUAGUCAUGCAGCAUCGAAGCAAGACAAGUCUGGCAACACAGCUGUGCAAAGCUGUGAAUGAUGGAGAACCAAGAACCGUGCAGAUUCUUCUCGCCCAAGGAGCAAAUCCCAAUCUAGUCGGAAGCAAAGGUGUUGCUGCCUUGCAUUUGGCAGUUGGCAAAGAGACUGAGAAAAGUAUACGUUGCCUAAAGUUAAUUCUACAACAUGGGGCAGACCCAAACGUCAGGUCUUCGGAUGGCUUGACACCCCUGCACAUAACAGCAUUAUGGGGUUGCUAUCAGAAUCUCAAACUGCUAUUAAAGAAUGGAGGGAACGCAAACUUAAAGGAUCAGGAAGGGAACAAACCAGGUGAUCUGGCACAACAACAGGACAACAGCAGAUGUGCCCACCUCCUUCAGGAGUACCAGUCUCAAUCCUUGGACACAGAGGAGGAAGAUCUGCCUCAAUUCCAAUACUCUGUUUACAAUGGCCAAGGUGACGCGUCAAGCUACACUGACUCCGAAGACUGCAGCGUUAUCUCUCACAGCAUGUCCUUGCUGAGUGACUUUGGGGAGGGCCCACUGAGUAGCACGCGUCAGACCUCAUUCUUUGAAUUGUCUGCUAUUAGUAACAGGCACAGUUGGAGAGGAGGAUCCCAUUCAGGGGCGUCUGAUUAUAAAUCUAACCCUGAGGUGCGCCACACCAAUGAGUGGGAAAUGGACUCUGACUGGGAGCCUCCGUCAAUGUUAUCCAGCACUCGUAUGUCCGUCGCAGGUCCUAGAGCCGCACUUCCUGUACUUCAAGAGGACGUACCACUCACUGACUGCAGUGCGCUGCAUCCGCCCGCAACCGGGAACAGACUCUCUCCUUCUCAGUUGGACCUCCUCCCUCCUUGCUUUUCACGACGCACGAGCCGCAAGAGUGUGAGCUUCAGAGAGGAAGUGGACGAAUACUUCCCUGUUUUUAGUUCAAAAUCUCUGAGGCAGGAGCCAGGGGGUCAGGGUAUUGCCUACUCUAAAGACUGUACUCUCGACUUCUCGGAAUACUCUGAGUUCCUGGAUCCAGAGCGCACGGCCACCGUCCUACAUCACCAGGGGAUCGACGUCACGUCCCCUGAACAUGUGUUUGUAUUCUCCAAGGAUAAUAAUGAGUGCACUGAGAUUGACAUGGAAAAAACUGUUGUUGGACACUUCCCAUUUGAGGAAGAGAACGGAGAAGUCAUUGAGAACCAGGUAGAAGAAGUGAAGGUCCCUGAACGAGCAUUAUGUGGCUCUGCUAGCGGCAGCAGUAGCAGCGGAACUAGUAGGUACAGCAGCUGUGAUAGUGACCAUUACAUUACAACCCUGGAGGCGUCCCCCAGGUGGGUCUCACCCUCUGAAGAGGAGCGUAAAGUGAAAAGCAGAGGUGUCGAAGAUGACAAACACACACAAAAUCCAAUGAACACUAACAAUGUAGAUACUGAUGAAACUCCCAAUAGCUCAAAGAGGUCAAAACCAGCCAUGGAAGAACUACCAGGCAUGGUACAUAACCUUACAUUGACUGACAAAAUAUCUCCAACCAAAGGUCCAGGUUGUGAAGAGAUAUAUCCAGAUGCUGUCUCAGCGGGUAAUGGUGAAGAGUUGUCAACAAGACCGACUGAAUGCACUCCCAGACCGACUGAAUGCACUCCCAGACCAACUGAAUGCACUCCCAGACCUGGUUCUACUCCAGCAUUGGAGGAGGACCUGCCUCUGACCCCAAGUCCCUUUGUCACUGGUAGGACGCACUCGCGGCUGAGUCGCUGCUCGGUAAUUAGCAGCAAGACCCCCGAGAGCCUCCUCUCCACCUCCUCGCUGUUUGAGCAGACCUUGCCUACGCCAACACGCACACGCCGCCAAAACAUCAAGUCGCAAGGCAGCGACAACGUCUUUUACGACACGCCAUGCGGUCGUAGUCGCACCCCAGUCAUUUCUGGAAACAGGACAGGUAGUACUUCUGGGGACUCAUUUGUCAUCUAUGAGAGCCAAGAGCCUCAAUAUAGCACUCUCAGAGAUCAAGGGUCAUAUGUCAGUGCCAGCCAAGCAGACACCCUCAUCAUCGCUAAGGACGACAGAGGUCAGGGUUCUUGUGUUAGUGCCAGCCAAGCGGACACCCUCAUCAUCGCCAAGGACGACAGAGGUCAGGGUUCUUGUGUUAGUGCCAGCCAAGCGGACACCCUCAUCAUCGCCAAGGACGACAGAGGUCAGGGUUCUUGUGUUAGUGCCAGCCAAGCGGACACCCUCAUCAUCGCCAAGGACGACAGAGGUCAGGGUUCUUGUAUCAGUGCCAGCCAAGCGGACACCCUCGUCUCUAGAACCAUGGCUGACACAGUCAUCAGAACUCCAAGUUUAACUGACAAAUUCUCUCUACUGGAUCGUUACUUUUUAAAAAAUCCUCACAGAGAGCCUUUACCCACUUAUCUGAGAAAAGACCUUCUUGAAGGUGGAGAAUUUCUAACCGACGAUUUGUCCAGCUCCAGUGAUGCAGUGACCAAGGAGGGGACAGUUGGUGGCUUUGGGCCAAGAGUGGAGGAAUCCUGGACCACAGAGGAGGCCGACUCAAGUUCAUCUUUGUCAAGUUCCCAGACUCCAUCUUCAUCCAGCUCCAGUUACUUCUCUCCAAAAAGAGAUCAGCCCCCGUCGACCCCAGGCACUACCCCGCGCUACAGCAUGAGUCGACUCUCCCGCUUCCACAAGCCCCAGCGGCUGGCCAGCCUCUCCUACACCCCAGGCGGACGUCCUCUAAUACCAGACCUGGAGGAACCGGUGGAGUACCUCUACACGGACACGGAGCAGGGUCACGAACUGAUCGAGACACACGUCCCACCUGCGGCCAACACCUCACUCAGCUCCAGCAUGAGCACGUCCAGCAGCGAGGACACAGUGCUGUACGACUGGCGCUCCCUGCAGGGCAGUGGAGGAACGGUGGCCAAAGGGAAGGAGAACCAGGAGCCCGUGGUGGCUCAGGAGUGGUCAGAGACCAAAUGCCUGACGGACAAGGAGCUGAGACGCAGGCUUGUGGAGAUGGGAGAGAGUCCGGGACCCAUAAGUAACCGCACCCGGCCAGUGUACAUGCAGAGGCUAAGGCGGCUGUUGCUCGAGCCGGCCGCUCAACAACAACUGCCGGACCAACCCCAAGGUCCUGCGCAGGGAUACAGUCCAGAGCUGUGUGUAGCCCUGCGGACGUUUGUGCUGCCCGACUGCCAGGACGACGAGCUGGCGCUGUGCCAGCAGUUCGACCAACCAGAUCAGAACAGGAAGUGGCGGGAAGGCGUCAUCAAGUCCAGCUUCAACUACCUGCUACUGGACCCCAGAGUAACAAAGAACCUACCGUAUCGGAGUCAUUCCAUGAGCCCUAUGGAUUGUUUCCAGACCUUCAUCAGUGCUAUAUUCUACGUGGGAAAGGGCAAGCGCUCCCGACCCUACAGUCAUCUGUACGAGGCUCUAGAUUACCACCGAGGAGAUAAGACUUCUAAGAAACUGUGCUCCAAAGUGCAGCACAUCCUCCAGGUUUGGAAAGCCGAGCAGGGGGUGAUCUCUCUGCACUGCUUCCAGAACGUCAUCCCUGUGGAGGCCUACACGCGUGAGGCCGUCAUGGUGGACGCCAUUGGGUUGAAGAUGCUGACCAACCAGAAGCGAGGAGAUUACUACGGUGUGGUGUCCAUGUGGCAGUUGAAGAGGAAGAGGGAGCUGGGGGUGCACCUGCUCUACAGGGCCAUGCAGAUCUUCCUGGCUGAGGGAGAGAGGCAGCUCAGACCUCCUGAUAUCAGGGUGGGACAGUAGUGACCCCCAGUGGGUAGAGUUGGGUACUGCACCAACAGAAAAUGAAAGUGUUUAUUGAACAAGGUGUUGACUAGUUUGCUCCAUUCAGACAAAACUUGGGCUUAAAGGUCCAAUGCAGCUGUUUUUUUUUAUCUCAAUGUCAAAUCAUUUCUGAGUAACAAUUAAGUACCUUUAUUGUGAUUUGGUUUUCAAUUAAAAUGAUUAAAAAGGAACAAAAAUAGCUUCUUAGACAAAGCAAUUUCUCAAGCAAGAAUUUUGAUAGGACUGUCUAGGAGUGGUCUGAGUGGGGACAUUUGAAAAUGUACUAAUUUACAGCCUGUUAAUGUUACCAGGCAGGCCAAAACUCCAUCCCACCAAAACAGGCUGACAUUUCAGGCGGUCGUUUCAAACAGCUCUUACACUAAAAGAGCAUUAUCAUAAUUUUCACAAUAUUAUUUCAAGCUCAUAGUGUGGGAAUUUAAUAAAACACAGGAAAAACCACAUUUUUGGCUGUACUGGGCCUUUUAAAGUGUAAAUGUUUUACUUAUUGAUGUAGAAGAGAUUGGCUUGUUGGAACACGGGACCAAGAUAUAGGUUAUUUUUCUAUACAUUUUUGUGACCAUGUCAUACCUAGGCUCCUCAACCAGAUUCACCUUGGAGCUCUAAUGGUUGUCAUUUCACCUUUCUGUCAGUUCUCCCAUCUCCUUGCCUCCUCUAAUCCCAUCUCCUUGCCUCCUCUAGUCCCAUCUCCUUGCCUCCUCUAAUCCCAUCUCCUCGCCUCCUCCUCUAAUCCCAUCUCCUCGCCUCCUUCUCUAAUCCCAUCUCCUCGCCUCCUUCUCUAAUCCCAUCUCCUCGCCUCCUCUAGUCCCAUCUCCUCGCCUCCUUCUCUAAUCCCAUCUCCUCGCCUCCUUCUCUAAUCCCAUCUCCUCGCCUCCUUCUCUAAUCCCAUCUCUGCGCCUCCUCCUCCUCCUCUAAUCCCAUCUCCGCGCCUCCACCUCUAAUCCCAUCUCCUCGCCUCCUCCUCUAAUCCCAUCUCCUCGCCUCCUCCUCUAAUCCCAUCUCCUCGCCUCCUUCUCCAAUACGUUUUUAGAAUGAGCCGAGGAGAGACAAUGUGAGGAAAGAUGAAUUGAGAAAGAGACAGAAUGAGUCAUUGGAAGAAAGACUGAUAAGGAAAGCUUGUCCACUUACCUUAGCAUCAGUUAAAUAUGUACGUCCAUUAAAUAUGAUGCAAAUAGAUGUAUUUCUUUAGCAGAAAACCAUUAGGCUUGUAUUGUUAGUAGUUUGAUGAUUUUGUAUGUGAUUGUAGAUAGUCUACCACCAGAAUGAAAGCUCUACAAAGGAAAAAGUAUUUUGUUAAAAAUAUUAAAAAAACAUUGUCAAAACCAAUGUAGGUCUAUGGUCAAAACAUUGGGUGGAAGCAAAUCCCAUUCACACACAUUUUGAGGAAUGAAGUGUUACUUACUGUUUCUGUUUUGUCAGAUAUAUGAAUUAUUUGUUUGGCGAUUCAUUCAGCAGGAUUUCAUUGUUUUGUUUUUUUACCUCGGUCAAAUCAAUUACAGAAACUCGAUUUGAACUAUUUCACUUUACCAGGUGAUAUGAUAAAUGCAUAGUUAAAAUGAAGUUUCCAAACAAAUGUCAAUCAUUUAAUAUAAUAACAAUUAAAAGAAAAUGCCACCCGAAACUAUUUUUGGUGUGUUUUUCAUUAGUCCGUUGUUGAUUUACAGAAAUACAGCUGGUAUGAUGCAUUUUACAUCUUAUGAUGCGUUUUGCAGCAUACAGUAUGAUGCUAAAUGCAUAAUACCGGCUGUAUUUCUAUAUUUUGAAAGUUAUAUUUUAAACUUGAUUGCUGACAUGCAAAACAUUUUGGGACUAAAUCAACAAUAGACUAAUGAAAGAAAUACCAAAAUAUUUUUGGGGUGGAGUUUCCCUUUUAAGUACCUUACUGUCAUUGCUUUAAAUUAAAAUGGUAAAAAAAAUAGCUUCCUCGCAAAGCAAGGAUUUGAAUUGGGCUGUCUAGGGAGAGGAAUACUGAGAAUGAACUGUUGGCAGAGCGGUUUACAACUCUUUCUUAUUGAUCUAUUACCAGAUUUACUGCCUGGUGAUGUCACCGUGGAAGACAAACUCCUUCCCACCACAUCAGGCUGUCAUUUCAAACAGCUCUAAUACUAAAAGGGCAUUGUCAUAAUAUUAUUUCAAGCUCAUAGUGUGGGAAUUUAAUAAAACACAGGAAAAACCA